Messenger RNA from Engraulis encrasicolus (European anchovy), 1231 nucleotides. RefSeq names its product translocator protein (gene tspo). NCBI's taxonomy places the organism in Eukaryota, Metazoa, Chordata, Actinopteri, Clupeiformes, Engraulidae. The coding region runs from base 313 to 807 and encodes 164 amino acids. Gene Ontology annotation, cellular component: mitochondrial outer membrane. The transcript has 4 exons. The record is from RefSeq and is a predicted model, not a curated record.
AACACGGAAGUGUGCGCGUAGCCUACUCCAGUAGCGAGCGACAGCACCGAGGCGGGGACGCGGGAGAUAGUUCUGGACACACGCAGUGGUGUGUUUAGUGCUUUGAACGUGUGCCAAAAGUCUUUAAUGUAGCCAGGAAUUAUGGUGAUUGGUCAUCAUUACAAAACGUAGCAGCUGCUUACAAAACUUCGGCGCACCCAUCCUUAUCUAACUCAACGACGCUACUUGUGUUGAAGUCAUUGCGCAGCGACCGCAUUGUAGCGAGGGGCUAGAAUUUGUUUCGAAGUGUUUGAGAUCAUUCAAGGGGUCAGAAUGUCGUGGAUGCCUAUGUUGGGUCUCACAGCCUUACCUCAUCUGGGAGGUCUGUAUGGUGGCUUUGUGACUCGGAAAGAGGUGAAGACGUGGUACCCUACUCUAAACAAACCAUCUUGGCGGCCGCCUAAUGCAGCUUUCCCAAUAGUGUGGACAUCGCUCUACACAGGCAUGGGGUAUGCCUCCUACCUUAUGUGGAAUCAGUUGGGUGGCUUCACAAACGACGCGGUGGUGCCCCUAGGACUCUACGGCCUCCAGCUGGCUCUGAACUGGGCAUGGACGCCCAUCUUUUUUGGGGCCCAUAAACUGAAAUUGGCCCUGGUCGAGAUUGUGCUGCUGACAGGCACAGUAGGUGCCACCAUGCUGUCCUGGUACCCCAUCAACCGCACCGCCACCCUGCUGAUGGCACCGUAUCUGGCAUGGCUCUGCCUUGCCACCUGCCUCAACUACUGCAUAUGGAGAGACAACCCUGAGAAAAAGGAUCGUACUGAGUAAUUGUGUGAAGACCUGGCUCAUGCACAGAAGGAAAGCGCAAGGUUGUCAUUUUUCUAUUACCAGUACAUUCAGCUUUUUUUAUAUAUGGAUUGUUGCUACUGAAGACGAGAUUUGUUCCUUAUCUAUUUGAAAUGCAUGUGAUGAAACGAGCAUGAAUCCCCAUCCAUAUGUCUUCUUCCCUCCUUGUGAACGCAUAUCUGUUCUUAAUAACCUGAAUGAAAUGGAAUAAGAUGCACAAUAAGACUAAUAAUUGUUUGAAGAGGAAGUAAUAUAUAACACCUUAUGCCUUGAUUUAUGUCCUUAUCUUUAUAAAAGGUCUGUAUUUUUUUGAUUGAUGGAAUUAUCAGUUUGAAUGUUUGUCUUUUUUUUUUUUUUUUGCCUCAAAUCAUUAUAUUUUGCUAUUAAACCAUUUGCAGUAACUGGA